Linum tenue is the source of this 510-nucleotide messenger RNA. The record is from the annotation of a GenBank genome assembly. Lineage: Eukaryota; Viridiplantae; Streptophyta; Magnoliopsida; Malpighiales; Linaceae.
AUGGAGAAGCAUCCGCCGCAUCGACACAGCGUCAGCAAUUCCGUCACCGUGUGGGACUGCGGCAGCGCCCUCUACGACUCCUUCGAGCUCCGGUCCUUCGAGAAGCAGCUCGAUUCGGCCAUCAACUCGGGCCGGACCCUCUCCAUGCCCCACUUGCCCGACCGCCGGGUCGCGCCCGACCCGGCCCCUUCCAAUACGGCGCCGUUGCAGCAUCCCCCGAAAAAUAAUCGCGCGACGUCGUCGAGGAUAUCGAAGUCCGUGCAGCGGUUUUUCAAGUCGGUGUUCGUUAAAGCGACGUCGUCUGGCGGCGGCAACAAGCAGCAGAAGGAGGAGGACAAGAAGCAGAGGGUCUACUUCGUGUACGAAAAGACCGGGGGGCUUUGCACGAUUCCCGAGGGACCGGAGAGCGACGGGUUCGGGUUGUCGUCGAAUAUUAAGUCGCUGGCGAAGAGGAGCGCGUCGGAGAGGUUCACGGCGGCGACGGCGGUUGGUGUUUCAUCAUGUGCAUGA